Mya arenaria is the source of this 2437-nucleotide messenger RNA. RefSeq names its product carbohydrate sulfotransferase 15-like. NCBI's taxonomy places the organism in Eukaryota, Metazoa, Mollusca, Bivalvia, Myida, Myidae. Gene Ontology annotation, biological process: hexose biosynthetic process. The record is from RefSeq and is a predicted model, not a curated record. The transcript is spliced from 9 exons. Gene Ontology annotation, molecular function: N-acetylgalactosamine 4-sulfate 6-O-sulfotransferase activity. Bases 205 to 1773 code for a protein of 522 amino acids.
AUUGAUAUCUUUUUAGAUGGGACUUCGAUUAUUAGUUAGUUAUUAUGUCUGUGAUCCGUGCAUUUGCUUUAAUAAUUCGAACGUGCACCAUUUAGCGACCGGAUAAACUUUAAUUCUGAUGAAAUGAUCAUAGCUGUUAAUCUCGUAAAGUGGGGCCUUCUAGUUGAACGUUUACCAGUGGCAUCGUCGCUGCUAUAGGGAAGAAUGACUGAACAAAGAGAGGUUUAUCCAAGAUGCUGUUUCAAUAACCAUGGAAGAGGUAGACGCCAUAUUGUUUGGGUGCUCAUUUCGGUUGUUCCUCUGUUGCUAUUGUAUUUUACAUUUUACAAGUAUCAUGUUGGCGUUCUGAAGAGCGAUUUCCUUAUACAGCUAAAAGUAAACAAAAAUCUAGCGAACCAAAGCGUUCGGAGUGAACAGAUUGUGCGAAACAAAGGCGUUUCAUCAAAAUCUAUAAAGGGAUCGAAAGGCAAUGGGCAAGAUUCAGAGAUACAUUAUGAGACAAGUACAAAGAACUUGAUUCCACUGAAUAAACUCUUAGCAGAUAAAAUCGACCAUAAAACAGACAAAUGGCAGAAGGUUAGUUUGAACUCCAGCGUUAAAGGUAUACCAAAUGAGUACAACAAGGCAUUUAAUGUCACAUUGAAUGAGAACAGAAACAUCGCCAAUAAGAAUGGUUCAAAAUAUCCUGAAUCGAGCGGAAACAAUCGAAAGCAGCCAGCGCCUAUAAAACUGGUAGCCAGGAAGUUCCCAAGAAAUAUUGAACAUGUUGACCUUAUGAAAAUGGAGCCGUUUACAUUCCUCGAAGAAUAUAGAAAUCCAUGCUACGCUGUUGAGCAAACCGAAGACCGGAAACUGCCUUUACAGUGUAUACCAUACUUUUAUCUUAUUGGUGCCCCGAAGUCCGGCACUACGGACUUGUUUAGGAGGAUUACCAAACACCGGGAAAUCUCAGAGAAUGUUGUAAAAGAACCACACUGGCUAACGAGAAAGAGAUUCUCUUCAAAUCCUUAUUGGGCUUCUUAUGAGGAAUACUUCCGAGCUGCAACAAGACAAAUUAACGCAAAGAAAGACCCCGACGGUUUCCAUCCAGUUAUUGUUGGCGACUGCAGUGCCUCCACCCUGUGGGACAACGAUUAUUGGACCUUUCUGCCAGAAUACAAGAAUCUCACUGAACCUUUAUAUACCAAUGCCGAUUAUAUUCACCAUUUUAAUCCUGAUGCCAAAAUUAUUGCGAUUUUGAGAAAUCCUAUUGACAGAUUGUAUUCCGAUUAUUUAUAUUUCACGGCAGGCAAGGACAAAGGUCCAGAAAGAUUUCAUGAAGGAGUGAAGUUUGUCUUAAACACGACCAGAUCUUGUCUAGAACGGGAUACUUUACGGCAUUGCCUAUACAAGCCGCCUGCUACCGUUACUGAUUUUGAGGUCCGGUUGCGUAUUGGUGUUUACCAUCUGCAUUUAAAAGAGUAUUUUCGCGUUUUUCCAAAACAACAGAUCCUUGUUAUAAAAACGGAGGACUACUCCAAGCAUACACCGGAACAUUUGGAUCAAAUAUUCGACUUUUUAAACGUUGCUCGUCUUCCUAUUGAAGAUCUGCAGGAAAUCUCAAAUGAAACCAAAAAGAACACUCGGAAAAAAGGUGAUAUCAAGAUUGGAGACAUGUUUCCCGAAACGAGAAAACUAUUGCGGGAAUUUCACAAAAGCCACAAUAACAAACUCGUGCGGCUGCUGGGCCAACACUUUAAUUACAAUAAAGAUGAACAAGAUUUGGUCACGUAGAAUGGUUAAAAACACGCGCUUAUUGUGUAUUAACGUGUUUUACAUUGUUAGUUAUUUUAAAGGAUUGGUUUAUUUUAUUAUCAUAAUAUAUUCAACAUAAGUUGUUGUUUUUUACUUGUGUAGGCCAAUGACAAUUGAGGACUUUUUCGGAGUUGUAUUGUUUAUGUUUUUUUCGUAGAUCGAUUCUGACAAAAUGCAUAAACUAUAGAUUCUUGCUAGUGCUAGUAACGAAAGGUACAUAUACUUGGUGUUUGAAUUUUUGUGUAGGUUAAUGGCAAUUAAGGAUUCAUACCUGCUACGUAGAUCGAUUCACAAAACUACACCAACAGCCAAAUUUUGACAGAACAUAGAGUUCUUUGGCGCCAAACCUUAACUCAAACCUUGUUUCCAUAAGAAAAAUAUUUUAACUUUCAGGCGUUUUGGCGACUAAAACAUCACUAUAUAUAAGUUUAUUAAGUAAUUUAUUAUUAUUUAAUAUUAUUUAAAACCAUUCACUGCAUAUACGAGCCUUCUGUUCGAUGGCAUUUUGGUAAUCCUUAUAGUGUUCAAUUAAACAAUGACAGAGGCUAAGCAAGUUUUAAGCAGAUUUUGCUCACGGAAUUUAAGACUUCAUGCAAAAAAUGUGAAUCCGUAUCUAAUCAAAUCACCACAUUCAGGACAAGGG